Gallus gallus (chicken) is the source of this 3623-nucleotide messenger RNA. RefSeq lists its product as uncharacterized. Gene Ontology annotation, cellular component: nucleus. Lineage: Eukaryota; Metazoa; Chordata; Aves; Galliformes; Phasianidae. The record is from RefSeq and is a predicted model, not a curated record. Bases 1183 to 3297 code for a protein of 704 amino acids. The transcript is spliced from 7 exons.
AACUGUAUUUUUAUUUAAGAGACUGUUGGCUAUCUUGCUCCACUGUGCAGAUACAGAAGCAGUGCCAAACAGUGAUACAGCUGUUGCAGUAAAAUGAAAGGUCACUCUGCAGGUGAUCUCCAGACAUACCUUCAAAACUGAGCCACUCUGUAUAUCCGAUGAAUAUAUUCUUAGUUUAUAAUAAUGCCUUUCUUGUGGCAAUAUUAAUGCUUGGUAGGAAACUAACCACAUACACCGUCAAGCCUUACACAGCCAAACUCUUUCAGUCAGUUUCCUAUCACUCAUCUCUGUAUCAAUGCUGUAUCCUUCUGUUUGUUAUUUUCAUUUGUUUACUAGCAGACAAAAUGUGUUUGAUUGUUAUGAAUUACUGAAUUUAAAAUGAGAUGAAAAGAGUGUCCAAUGUGAAUAAAAUAGAAAAAAUAGCAUAGCUCCAUAAAUAUCGAAGAUCUAAAAAUAGAAAUAAAAAAUUUUAUCUCGGUAAGAAAUCAAUAAAAAGAAAAUAAAAAAAAAAAUAUGAUAGCACCAGACGAUGUAAAGCAAUUCAAGGAAAUUCUAAGAUCAUUACAUCACAGAGUAAUAGAAUAUUGUUGCCGGCAGGUCGAGGGAGGCAAACCUUCCUGCCCGCUCCAUGGCCAGCAGCAGGCACCUCACUGCACUGCCUGCAACAGCCGCCAUCUUGCUUGGGUGCCGAGGGCCCACGCCCUCACCCCUCUGUGUGGUAGUGACUACCUCACAGAGCGUGUCGCAAAGCGGCCAUUGUGACAUAAGCAGCCAGGAGCAGGUUAGGCCAGGCCAAGCUCAGACCGUGGGUCAGUGCGACCUGGUGAGGUGAGGAGAGAGGGCAGGGAGCCAGGGGCUGCCUGGGGCUGCUCAGUGAGGAGGGGUCCCCACGCCCUGGGGGCCUGAGCUGCUAACUCAACUCUCGUCCUGCUUCUCCCUCAGAGUCGGCAGAGGAGAGUGUGCAGGAGAAAGCCCAGCGCUGACUGGGCAGGGACUCCAAGCGCUCAGCGUCGACGUGUACCAUGUCCAAAAGGAAGGAGAAGACCUCCCACUCGGAGGAGCAAGGUGAGAGCAAAGUAUCCCUGCGUGCAGCUCCCUGCCGGGCAGAGGGGUACUGCGGGGUCUGCCUGUGUCUGAGAGGGGAGGCGGGGGCAGGCAGGGGCUCCCCAGACACUGCUGGGCAUGGCCCCUCUGCUCCUCAGCCAGCUUGGCCUGCGCGUGCCUGCCGUGACUGUUGGGCCUACCGUGGCCCUUGUCCCCCUCGCAUCUUCCAGCCCUGCCCCUCAUCCAGCAUGGCAGGCACAGUGCAGGCCCCAGGCAACAGUCCUCGGGGACACUCGGUACUCACUGCUGCUUCUAUCGGCUCUCUCCUCUUCAGUAUGCAUGCUGUGUCGCCGAGCAGACGUUCACCCGGACAUCUGCGGGCCCACCCUCAGCGAGAGCGGGCUUUGCGUCCACAAGUUUUGCUUGUUUUUUGCCAACGGCCUGUAUGAACACACUGCCCUCCAGAGGGCAGUUCUCAAGUUCCCCCUUGAUGCCAUCAGAUGCACAAUCGAGGAGGCAGAGCAGAAGCACUGCUUCGUUUGUGGAGAGAAGGGGGCCUCCAUCUGCUGCGCAGAGACAGGCUGUGAGCGUAGCUUUCAUCUGCCCUGUGCCACGGAUGGCGAAUGCGUCACGCACUUCUUUGGGAGGCACAGGUCCUUCUGCUGUGAGCACCGCCCUCAGCAGAUAGUGGAGGCAGAUCCAGAGCCUGACACAGCCUGCAUCAUCUGCCUGGAGCCCGUGGGGGACAAAAAGUCCUACCACACCAUGGUGUGCCCAGUGUGCAUACAGGCCUGGUUCCACCGGAGCUGCAUCCAGGGACAGGCCAUGAGCGCUGGCAUUCUGCGCUUCCAAUGUCCCGUCUGCAGAGACAGGAUGCAGUUCCGGACGCAAAUGCACAUCCUCGGGAUCCAAAUCCCAGCCAGAAGACCAACAUGGGAGGACAAGGAGUCCUAUGAAAAGCUGUACGAGAUGCACGGGCUCUGUGAUGUCAGCGAGUGCCUGUACACAGAAGGCAGGGAGCAAGCAGAGGAAGAGGGGCCCUGGGAGCUGCUCGUUUGCACCUCUUGUGCUGUGCAAGGCACCCACCGGCACUGCUCCUCCUUGAGCGAGAGCAUAACAAGCUGGGAGUGUGACAUCUGUGCUGGCGUGGGCACAGGUAAGAGGCAAACAGCCGUGUACUGCUGGCUUGGGGCCAGGCAAGGCCUGGCAGCGGGUCCUCCGAGCGGCUUUGCCAGAGUUCCUCUGCCCCUGGACGGAUGGGAACCUCGCCCACCAUGGGGCUGCCGGGUCAUCCGGCUGACCUUCCUGCCUCUCCUUACAGCCUCCAGUGACGAGCCGCAGCUUGCUGGUCCCAGCACUGCCAGCCAGGAGGCAGAGGGGCCAUCUCCUAGCUCCCCAGAACCUGGCAACCACAGAUCCGACUCCACCAGCAAGGCAGCAUCGGAGUCACCCUGUGGUUCUCAGCUGCCUAAGCGCAGCAGCCUGUCCAGCCAGCCCAGGACAGGACAGAGCAAGAGCCGCGGACAUACAUCUAAGCAGCACCAAGGACACCAAGGGAGCAGCCCUACACCAGCUCCAGGUGCUGAGAGCAGCCCCCGCGGAUCCACCAGCAAGCGAGAAGUGGGGUCCUCCAGAAAUUGCCCAGCGGCUGAACGCAGAAGGCAAUCCGGGCAGCAGGACACAGGCCGGACAAGAAGCCGCUCUCCGCUGAAGGAUCGUGCCUCCAAUUCCCCGAGCCAGCUCAGAAGAAAUCCUGGCAGCAGACGUAGUGCAGCCUCAGCUACUGUGAGCGGCAGACGUACUGCGGCCUCAGCUACUGCCAGCGGCAGACGUACUCCAGCCCCAGGUGCUGAGAGCAGCACGCACACCUCUGGCAGCCGGAGGGCAUCCAGGAAUUCCCCAGGGGCUGGAAGCAUAAGAUGCCACAAAGAGCAAGGCACAAGCCGGAGACAGAGCCAAUCCUCUCUACAAGGUCCGGCAUCAAAUUCCUCGAGCCAGCCCCGAGGACGCCGUGGCAGCAGGCUUAGUGCUGAGAGCGGCUCCCAGAGCUCUGGCAGACAGGUGACAUCCAGGUCCUCCAGGGAUUCCGCGCUGCCUGAACACAGAAGGCAUUCCCAGAACCAGGAACGAAGCCGUUCCCCGCGGGAUCGUCGGGCUUCCAAUUCCCCAAGACAGUCUGGAGGAAGCCAGAGCCGCAGUCCCAGGCAGCGGCGGCCAUCUCAGGCACGACGCCACUCCCAGAACCAGCCCUGAAGACACCGCAGGAGCAGCCAUGUACCACAGCCACGUGACGGCUCCUGUCCCCAGCAGCCAACCCAAUAGACUUGUCACGGACUUCUCUCUAGAUCCGCGUCCGUGACAGGGGGCAGCAGGCCUGGGAAAAAAGACAAAAAAUACAGAGAGACAGAGGGAAGAAAGAAAAGUGUUAACGGAUUACGGGCCGGUCCGGCGCAGCCCCGUGACUAAAGAGGCAACGGACUCGUGGGAUAAUACAAUGCAACACAAUACAAUUGGAAUGGAGACCCACACAGCAAACAGAAUGAGGGAGAGAAUGUCCAAAACUGAGGCCUUACUCUGUG